AAUACAACCACUUAUAAAUCUAGUAACUUUAUUCCUUUAAUUUGAUUCAUUUACACAGCAUAUCAAAACAACAAGUCAGCAAAAAUAUGUGUCAUAUUCUUGUUUGCAAAUCUUUUUGAAAUUGCUGCUUUAAAAUCUAUAUAGACAUAACAUAGCAUUUUUGAAUAAACAAUCGUCUCUAAGAGCUCAAAACGGAUAACGAACUUGCAGUAUUUAUCUGAUAGUGGUCGUAUCACCAUGAAUCGAAUAGUGAUAUUUGGAGCUACAGGAAACACCGGAUUAUGUGCUUUAAAUAGUGCUGUAAAUAAGGGAUUUAAUGUAAGAGCAUUCGUCAGAGAUGAAGGCAAAGUACCGGCAAACUUGAAAGACAAAAUCGAAAUAGUUGUCGCAGAUGUUACUAAUCCAGAACAAGUUUCAAGUGCAAUAUCCAACAGGGAUGCAGUGGUUGUUGUGCUUGGUACACGGAAUGACUUGACAUUUUUGUUCUACAAGCCUGAAGCAGUGCCUAGUAUAUUUAAAGAUUUAAAUGCAGACCAUCAACGUAUGUUUGACCUUCUUAAAGAAAGUAAAUUAAAAUGGAUUGCAAUAUUACCACCUCAUAUUGCAGACGUACAAAACUCAAAAUAUGUAAUCAAACAUGAUGAAUCUCCCGGUCGGGCUAUUUCCAAACAUGAUUUAGGGGCUUUUCUCAUUGAAAGUCUUCAACAGCCAGAGCAUUAUCAGAAAGUUUGUGGUAUUGCCAAUGUUGCUUAAUAUAACAAGAAAUACAUCUUGUAAUGCGUGCAAAAUUAAAAAAAUAUUUUGAAGGCUUUUGAUUUUUAAACGUAUAAAAAAAUAAAUAGGAAAUUUGCAGAAACAACAACUUGUACAAAAUGUAUUGUAUUGAUACUAGGAAACUGUAAACUAUUAGAAAAUAGUUCUGAUUCUAAACAUCUGUUGGAAUGGUUGUAAUUAUGUUUUGUAAAGAAGAACAUGUGUGCAUGAGAAGUAGCUUUUGUAUUUAAAAACUAUUAAAAAAAUAACUUUUUAGAUAAAUAAAUAAAUAAUACGCGUAUAUAUGGAAUAUAAAAGAAUCUUGAAAAAGAAAUAAAAAUAAAAUUAUCUGUCACUGUGAUGACAAUCUUUUUACCAUAUGUGUUCUGUGUGUUAAGACACCUAAAUCAUAGAACUUUGGCAUUUGAUAGUUUGGCAAUGGAGGUGGUGGCGGGCCACAAGAUUGUGUACUUUUCUCUUUAAGCUUUGCUUUAGUAAAUGCUGCACUAGAAUACACAACAUCAUUGAUGCCUGAUGCUUUAAAUGGAUCACAGGUUUUAUAUCCAUUUUUUAAGUAAAAAAGUUCUUGGCCUUUAGUUAUUAAAUAUACAUUUUUAAUUCCUCUCUUUGCUACAUGUUCUUCGGCUCCACGUAAUAAUCUAGAUCCUAGACCUUGUGAUCUACGCUGAUAGUCAAUUAUCACUGACUGUAUAAAACAACUAUGACGUAAUCUAGGUAUCAAAGAUACUUUACAAUGACCAAGGACCCUCUCUUCUUUGUCUAUUAGUAUAAGGCAUAUAGGAAACUCAUCACACGAUACAGAUAGAAAUUUUAACCGUGCAGUUUCACUUCUUGGCCAUUCAGAAUUCAGUAAAGUGCAACAGUCUGGAAUCAAAUCCGGUCGUUUAUGAAGCGGUAUUAUUCUAUAUUCCUUUUCAAUAGUGGUCAUAAUUUUUCUGCAAUUAUGAAUUAUAAUAAAAUUUUUGUGGAAUUCAACAUUUUUCAACUUUAAGAUAUUUCAAAGAGGGAACGAUACAUAUUUCGAACUGUUUAUGAUAACAAUCAAUAAUGAAACUAAAAAAUUGAAAAAAAAUUAUACUAAUAAGAUGACGUUAUUGAAAAGUAUACAAAUAUACAUGUUUAAAUUUUGUGAUAUUAUUACGUAAAAUAUCUAUUUUUAUAAGCUACGGUCAUGGAGUAAUAAUUUUUACACUUUCGGGGAAAGGAACUAAAAAUAUCAAUAAUGAGAAAUUAUUGUUAUAUUUCUAUGUAAAUUAUAAUAAGUGGACAUUGAAAAAGAAUUAAAUAAUAAACAUUAAUCGUAUUAAUUUUAUGUGAGAAAAAUUCUUGUUCUACUAAAGCAAACAGAUAAUCGGAACUUAUCUAAAUGAUUCGUUUAGCGUGCAACAACCUGUGAUUGACAGGUAUCGAAAAAUAGAAAGUAACAUGUGUGAACACAAGUGUAAUAAAUAGCUUGGUGCAGAUGUCCUUACCGUAUUUUUCUGACUGAACGAUGAGAACUUGACACGUAAGUUUAAAGGUCACUGUGCUUCACCUGCUAUACGUAUCCCGUGUGGAAAUAGCUUUGAGAUUAAUAUCUUGAGCCAGGAAUGAUACUUCUGUCGUACAUAUCCCCACUGUUAUAUAAAAUUUUCGCAGCACCCAGCGGCAUUAUAAAAUACAUCACCUCGUUUCGAAUCAUUUUGUCUAUCGACACGCUUCUCCGUCUCACGAUCGUACUUUUAUUUGUUAAUUUUGGAAAAGAAUUUUACAUCGCAUUACAGCGAAAAAUAUCUGUACCAUUCUUUAAUUUUCUCUGCAUAUUUUAUUUUUCGUAAAAAAAUUUACGAUCUAUUUUUUUAGCGUGAUAUAUCGUUUGAUUGCGGUAUCAAACAAGAAAAAUUUAAUUUCCUUGCGUUUUUAUUUUAUUUACACUCUAUUUAUUUGUUUCUGCCUUGUUUGCUUUUGUUUCUUUGUUCAAAGCGUCCCACUGGGUCACGUCCGUGACCCGUUCUCUUUCGGAUCUGAGCGUCUUUUUUCGUAUUUGACACACUUUUAUUUAAAAGUCUCUGUUCCACACGUGAACAAUGUCCUGCAUUCUUUCGACAAUGGCGAUGCUCGAUAAUCAUUUCUGAAUGAUACGAUUUCAAAGAACUCAGGGAAAAAAUGAUACGCGACUCUUUUUUAUUUAUCAUUCAUAAAAGAGAAUAAGAUCAAUUAUUUCUCAUUUUGUUGUUUCCCUAUUACAUAUCAUUUUUAUGUUAUUUUGAUCUUAAGGCUAGAAAGAUAUUUGAGAUUCAAUAUAAUCAUAAUCAAUCCUUGUUUUCUGGUAACGUUGUUUGAAGUGAUCACAAUAAUUAUUCAUAUUACUCUUGCGUUUAUAAUUUUAUACUUUAUUAAAUAUUUUUAAUACUUAAGUUAAACAACUAAUGACGUUUGUACAAAUUGGUUAGAAACAUUCUCAUUAAUGAAGUACGGACAAGCAAACAGUAUUAAAAUAUUUUGAGUAUUUAAUGAACGUAUAACCUAUAAUAAAAAGAUGUUAUCUGGAAGACCUCCUGUAACAGAAAAUCCUUUGGGGCUUUCUUGGCAUGAUAGCGCAUGGAUUCCAGUAUUAAAUCCAAACAACAUAAUGGAUUAUUUUUCUGAAAGAAGUAAUCCUUUCUACGACAGAACAUGUAACAAUGAAAUUGUUAAAAUGCAGCGUUUAAGUCCCGAUCAAUUACAAAAUAUGACUGGUCUCGAAUACAUUCUUUUACAUGUACAAGCACCUAUUUUGUAUGUAAUCAGAAAGCAACAUCGUCAUUCUCCUACUUUAGCAGCACCGCUUGCGGAUUAUUAUAUUAUUGCCGGUGUUGUAUAUCAAGCUCCUGAUCUAGCGUCAGUUGUGAGCUCUAGAUUGUUAUCUACAGUACACCACUUGCAGUCUGCCUUUGAAGAAGCUAGCUCAUGCUCAAGGUAUCAUCCUAGUAAGGGCUAUUAUUGGGAUUUCAAAAAUGGGAAAGCAUUGGCAGCAAAGAAGGAGACACCUGUUCGUGAAGAACCAAGUUCCUUGUUCCAGCGGCAAAGAGUAGAUAUGUUGCUCGCUGAACUUACACGGAAAUUUCCAUUACCUGUCCCAAAGCCAGUGCACCAAGCCAUAGAACCUUCAAUGGAAAUUAAACAAGAGAUAAAAACGGAAAAGAAAGACAUGAAACCACCGCCAGAGAAGAAACCAAAAGUUAAUUAAUAAAAGUUUAGAACGGUUGAUGAUAACAUAAGAUUAAUAAUAUUUUGUGUAUAUAUUGUAUUUUAUCUUAAUUUUUGUUUUACGAAAUACGUGUUUGGCAUUAUUAAAUAUAUUUUGAUAAACCACUGAAUUUGUACGAAAAUAAGAAAAAGUCUAAUACUUUGUCGUUUAGGUAGUAUUUUAUUUUCUACUGCGCCAUGGACAGUCUGGAUUAUCUAUUUCCUCUUUUAUAUUUAUUUUCAUCCGUGAGGAUUCUUUCCUCUUAAGCUUUCUUUUUUCAGUAUAUUUACCACAAAAGUUAGAAUCUGGAUAUUUAGUUGUUUCUUCGUCUGAUGGAGGCUGACGGGGAAAUCCUUGAUGCUUA
Molecule: messenger RNA, 4346 nt
Organism: Heterotrigona itama
Lineage: Eukaryota; Metazoa; Arthropoda; Insecta; Hymenoptera; Apidae
Source: the annotation of a GenBank genome assembly